Messenger RNA from Girardinichthys multiradiatus, 1668 nucleotides. It is a transcript of the gene adap2, whose product is annotated as ArfGAP with dual PH domains 2. The record is from RefSeq and is a predicted model, not a curated record. Lineage: Eukaryota; Metazoa; Chordata; Actinopteri; Cyprinodontiformes; Goodeidae. The transcript is spliced from 11 exons. Gene Ontology annotation, cellular component: intracellular membrane-bounded organelle; plasma membrane. Gene Ontology annotation, biological process: positive regulation of GTPase activity. Bases 169 to 1305 code for a protein of 378 amino acids. Gene Ontology annotation, molecular function: phosphatidylinositol bisphosphate binding; GTPase activator activity.
GGGAGGUGUUUCUGCGCGUCUGAACGUGUCGAAACAUCCAACGACCAGUUUUUAUAUGGACGUUUUUUCAGCCGUAGCUCCUCACGUCUUAAGCUAUGUGACCAAUAUGAAUUAUACGGACCGCGGGACUGAGCGCCGACUAAGAGGAGACCCAGACUAGGUGUCGAAAUGUCAAACGAGCGAAACAAAAAGAUCUUACUGGAACUGGUGAAGCUGCCGGAGAACAGCCGCUGCGCGGACUGCGGCGCCCCUGAGCCGGACUGGGCUUCCUACAAGCUCGGUGUGUUUGUAUGCCUGAACUGCUCCGGGAUCCACCGCGGCCUUUCCAGUCGGGUAAAAUCCAUCCGGCUAGACUUUUGGGAGGAUGAACUAGUUGAGUUCAUGAAAUCAACCGGGAAUGUGAAUGCCCGAGCUGUGUAUGAGAAAGCCGUUCCACCGUACUACUACCGACCCCAGGAAAAUGACUGCAGCGUGCUGAGGGAACAGUGGAUUCGAGCUAAAUAUCAGAGGAAGGAAUUCACAGGAGAAACCAAGUAUCCACCUCUGGCAUAUACAACAGGUUUCCAUGAAGGAAUUCUGUGGAAGAAAGGGAAAGAGAACAUGCAUUUUCUGAAGAGGAAGUUCGUGCUGUCAGAGAGGGAAUUUACCCUGACCUACUACAACAAGGAAGAUGAGUCCAAAGGCCCUAAAGCUGUAAUCCCCAUCAAGGACCUGAAUGCCACUUUUCAGCCACAGAAGAUUGGUCAUCCUCAUGGGCUGCAGAUAACAUACCAGGAUGAAGAUAAAACCAGGAACAUUUAUGUGUAUCACGAGAGCUCUGAGGAAAUAGUAGUCUGGUACAACGCCAUUCGGGCAGCUCGCUAUGCAUACCUGAAGACUGCAUACCCAACUGGAAGCGAUGAAGAGCUGGUUCCAAAGAUAAUGAGAAAUUAUCUAAAAGAGGGAUACAUGGAAAAGACGGGGCCAAUGCUGAAGGAGUCUUUCAAAAAGCGCUGGUUUAUUUUGGACUCUCAAAACAGAAAGCUGCUCUACUUCAAAGACCAACUGGAUGCAGAGGAGUUGGGGGGAAUUUUCAUCGGCACAGAGAACAACGGCUACUCUGUGAAGGAGUGCGUCCCGAAGCACACACGGGGCAACAAGUGGACAUGCGGCGUCACGGUGGAGACGCCUGAACGCCAGUUUGUGUUCAUGUGCGAGCAGGAGAGGGAACAGAAACAGUGGCUGAACGCCCUGAGAAAGGUGUUAUCCAGACCCAUGUCACCACAAGAUUAUACUGCUGAAGCCCAUAUAAGGUAUAAGAGAUGAACCGUGAAGAAUUGCAGCAGCAGGGAUGAGAAGACUGCAUCGGUGACCUAAAGGGCGGAACUUUUGUCGCCGCAAUGAAUCAGACAUGACUCUGAAUAAUAACUUCCUGUUAUUAGCUAAUUUUGCCACCAUGCUCAGACAGUCCUUGGUUUAAAGACAGCCACAUCAGGAUCAUCUGAUAUUGUGUUGUUAUUUUAGCACAGUUGCUCCAUAUUCCCAUGCAAAUCAGAUUUUUUACAAUUUCUUAUUGUCUGAAUAAGAAUUCUAAAAAUCUUGUUUUUUUAUAAGAUUAAAAUAAAUGUAAUGAAUGAAAAGACUUAUUGAUAAUCAUGCUUUGAAAAAUAAAUGACUUUUUUUUCUAAA